Messenger RNA from Rodentolepis nana, 2442 nucleotides. NCBI's taxonomy places the organism in Eukaryota, Metazoa, Platyhelminthes, Cestoda, Cyclophyllidea, Hymenolepididae. The record is from the annotation of a GenBank genome assembly.
CUCGCAUGCAUGUAUUUGCGUCUGGCUUACAUUCCAAUGGACAGCAAUCUUCCGAGCGAGCGUCUAAAUUUUGUGUGCAACUCAUUCGACCCUAUCGCUUUCAUAACCGAUGAUACCAACGUCACUAUUAGCAGUUACGAAAUCACAAAAUUCACCGUUGAUGAGCUAUUAGAAAAAGCAAACACGCUUUACAAAACAGUAAACGAACCCCUGUUCAGAGGAAGUAAAAAUCCUCUCAUCUUGGUGCUCUUCACAUCUGGGAGCACAUCUCCGAUUCCAAAGGGCAUCCUCCUUCGAAAUGGCCAGGUGGCAAAUCGUCUAUCUUGGCAGUGGAGUGCAGAAUCACCAUUAGCAAGGAUAGAAGGACCUAGUUUGAUUAAAACAUCCUGCCUUUUUGUUGACAGCUUCACUGAAAUGUUCGGACCCCUUCUAGGUGGUAGACCUAUUGUUGUUUCAGGGACCUCACAAAUCACUUGUGAACGCCUAGUUGCAGAUAUUGAGAUCCUCAAGCGCCUUGUCACUCAAUAUCAAAUAACUCAGUUAACAAGUGUUCCAACUCAACUGGAAUUGUGGUUAAACCAGUUGAACGAUGAGAGAAUGGCUUUCAAAUCUUUGCAGGUGAUUGUAUCUAGCGGACAAGUUUUGACUUAUAAUUUGGCUAAAAAGAUCUUUGAAGGAUUUGGAAAAGGAAAUUUGAGAUUGAUCAAUCUAUACGGUAGUACUGAAGUUGCUGGCGAUAUUACAGUCUUCACCUUUGAUAGUAGGGAGGAAGUCUCUAAAGCAGCCCUAAAACUGCAAACUGGGAGCUUCGUCUUGCCAGUAGGCAAACCAAUCAGUAAUAAUGAAAUAUACGUAGUUAACAGCGGAACAGGCGGCUCUGCUAAAGUCGUGCCCAUGGGUUUAGAGGGUGAAGUUUCGAUCUCUGGAGCUGGUAUUUUAAUCGAAGAACCAAUUCUGAGCUUAUCGGACAGAAAGCCGGCACCAACAUUAUCAAAAAAUCACUUGGCGAAGCUGUCCUGUUUCCCUCGAUUAUUUCAAACUGGAGAUGUUGGUUUUAUUUCUCCACAGAAUGGGAAUCUCUACAUCACUGGAAGAGUGGAUGAUAUGGUUAAGGUGCAUGGAGUAAAAAUUUCCGUUGGAAACGUUGAUCAAAUUUUGGCAGCAGUUGAUAGAAGUAGUGGCAAAUUUGCUACUCUGGGAGACACAGUGACCCUUGCUUUGGAAAAAGGUGAAACAGGUUCCCAAUUAGUUUGCUUCUAUAAAACUAAUGGCGAAAAGACAUUUACGAAUAUGGACCUGGCGAAUGUUGUGGCUACUCAUUUAACAUCAUUUCUGCAUGUUAUUUUCGUCGAAGUGCCAACAUUUCCCACCAUGAAAUAUUCUGGAAAAAUUGACAAAAUGAAGUUGCGACAAAACUACAAAGAUGGAGAAUAUGAAAAGCCCAGUGGGGUAGGCAAUGGCUAUAAGAAAAAAGACAAAAUAGACGAAAAACGAGAGAGUCUUCGAAGGAUAUUUGCGAAAACUCUGGCAUUACCAGAAACGUCUGUGGAAAACGGAGAGCCUGAUGAUGACGCAGAUUUCUUUCUUAUUGGAGGGAAUUCUAUUUCUGCCGCAAUUAUUACCUCCGAACUGCGAAGAAAAGGCUACCGGGUAAAUAUGAAUCUUUUUACAGAAAAUCAAAAAAUCGGUGAACUCCUGGACGUCCUUACUAAAGCGACUGACCUCACUGCAAAAUCCUCUUCAAAUUGUCGUAAAGUACCAUUUAUUCGAGAAUUUCAACCGGGAAAAACUUUUGAUUCUGAUCCAUUACUCGAUAAAAAAUGGAGAAAUCUUAUUGCCGAUAUACUGGCUGAUUCAUUCACAGAAUUCGAACCCAUGGGGAGUAUGCUGAAAUUGAAUAAGAAAACCAUGCAUGAGAUCGUCUUGAGUAGACUGAAACAAUUCGAAAAAUUAUUAGGGAUUGUCUUUGUCGCCGGUUUCACUCAGUGUGAUCCAAAUGGUCCUCUGAAUGAUCUCUUUUCAGAAGUUUCAGGUGUAAUUGUGGGUUAUCCACUGAAAACACCAAAAUUAUCUGAUAUAUCUGAUCCUUUAUACGGAAAGAUCGAGGAAGCUUUUGAGAUUUGUGAUUCUCGAGCAGAGAAAUUAGAGGAUCCUUCCAAAUGCUUUAGCUCAGCAUUGCUUGGAGCAAGAAGGCUAAAUAUGGGAAAUGACAUGAUCCAGCUUUUGAUACUAUUAGAGGAGAAUCUUAUCAAUGCUGCUAAAAAAAUGGGAUUCAAUGCUAUUCGGACUAUAAAUACAUCAAUUACAUCCCGGACGAUGGCUGAUGAAUUGGGUUAUGUUCGCAAUUGCACAGUUAAUAUUGCGGAGGUAUUCAGAGGACUUGGUGUGAAAACCAAUAAAACAGAACAUUUCGUCGAUGUGGCGACCAAAUUCAUUGAUUAA